ACUUUCCUAGUUGUCAACAUCAUAGUAAACUUCCAACACGACCAAUGACUAGUCAACCCAGAAUAACUCGUUUUCUCCAGUCAAACUUCCACUCUUCUCCUCUCCUUUUUUUUCCUCAUCACAAAUCAAUACCUACAAUUACAAUUACAAAUACAAACCUCUCUUUCUAUAUAUAUAUACAAUCAAACAAACUGACCAUUCAUCCUCAUCAACAAGUACCUACUCACAUUCCUCAUAACAGAUCAUAACUGAAAAUCCUACUCCUCAAAUACUGAACCGAAGAUCACCCGAGCCCUAAAACAAACCGUGAACACAUAUGAACAUAGUCCGAUUCCAUUUGAACCAAAUCACCCUUUGAUCGAACCUAAGGAAAGAAAACCGGAAAAUGGAGAGCGCGUGCACCUGGGAAUACGAGAUGGUGAUCAACGAGCUGGUGCAGGGGAUGGAGAAAGCCAAGCAGCUCCAUUUCCACCUGUGCUCGACCUCCCCAUCCCGAGCCCAGAACAUGCUCAUGCAGAGGAUACUAUCCUCGUACGAGAAGGCCCUUUUGAUCCUGAACUCAAAGGGGGCGGCCGAGCACACUCCAGCACCACCAACACCAGCAUCGGGCAUCGUGGAGUCAUCUAUAUCAGUCGAUGGAAGCUGCAGAAGUGAGGACUUGAGUAAUAGCUUCAGAGACCAACAAGACUACAAUGCAUCAAAAAAGAGAAAGAUGCAGCCUACGUGGACAGAACAAGUGAAAGUUAACCCUGAAAAUGGACUUGAAGGCCCCACUGAUGAUGGAUAUAGUUGGAGAAAAUAUGGGCAGAAAGACAUCCUAGGAGCUAAAUAUCCCAGGAGCUAUUACCGUUGCACAUACCGUCUCGUCCAAGACUGCUGGGCGACAAAGCAGGUGCAGAGAUCCGACGACGACCCAACUGUGUUUGAGAUCACGUACAAAGGGGCGCACACGUGCAACCAGUCGACCAACGCAGUAGUCCCCCCGCCAGUGUCACCGGAGAAGCAAGAAACGAGGCACAUCCCGCAGCAGCAGAGUCAGGCACUCUUGAACUUGAAAGCAAACCUAAGAGUGAACACCGGAAGCUCGGACAGCAAGGAGACGAUGCCGACUCAGUUCUCCUUCCCCUCGACUUAUGAGCUAGGUGACACAGAGAAUCAGUACCUUUCAUUCUCUGCUCUGGUUGGAGAUGGUAAUUUGGGAGCAUACUCACCACUGUUUCUAUCUCCGGCCACAUCAGAAACAAAUUACUUCUCUCCGGCGCCCCACCAUAUGGCAAGCUUCGGAGGGUCUCAGGGCUAUCAGCAUUUGGAGUCUGAUGUAGCAGAUAUCGUAUCGGCCCAUGCAUCAACGACCAACUCUCCAAUGGGGAGCAUGGAUUUCCCAGUUGAUCAGUUGGAACUAGAUCCGAAUUUCCCAUUCAACGCCUCUGGAUUCUUCAGAUGACCGGAUUUCAAAAGUAGGCAAAUAAGAGGUGUAGGGAUCUGCUUUAACCUAUCUAGAUAUAUCAAAGCUGGAGUUAGAGAAAUAAUAUCAAAAGCAAAAUCUGCGGUUUUUUUAAUUUACAACAUCAAGAAUCUAAGCAAACUACUAGGAUUCAUGUAAAACAUCAAGAAUAGCAUUUUUUUUUCUAAUUUCUGUAUAUUAGAUCACAACAGGAGGAGGAAGAGAUGUUCAAAUCUAUGAAGAAUCUUGACAAUCA
This is a messenger RNA of Salvia hispanica, 1700 nucleotides long. Its product is annotated as putative WRKY transcription factor 41. NCBI's taxonomy places the organism in Eukaryota, Viridiplantae, Streptophyta, Magnoliopsida, Lamiales, Lamiaceae. The record is from RefSeq and is a predicted model, not a curated record. Gene Ontology annotation, molecular function: transcription cis-regulatory region binding; DNA-binding transcription factor activity. Gene Ontology annotation, biological process: regulation of DNA-templated transcription. Gene Ontology annotation, cellular component: nucleus.